This is a messenger RNA of Aegilops tauschii subsp. strangulata, 2242 nucleotides long. Lineage: Eukaryota; Viridiplantae; Streptophyta; Magnoliopsida; Poales; Poaceae. The record is from RefSeq and is a predicted model, not a curated record.
CAGCCAUCGCCCGUCUUCCCCUCGCGCAGCCACACCCCAACUCCUCAUCCAACCCUCCCGCGACCAGAGCACACCCCAGGCCGCCGCCAUCUCCUUCGUCCAACCGGCUGCCGCCUUCGCCAAUUCCUUCUCCCCUUCCGUCCUCCUCCUCCCGCAUGCCCCCCGUUCGUAACCCUAGCAAUGGAUGAGGAGGCUGAGCCGCUGCCCGCCGCCGGCCAUGGCCUUCCUCUCCUCUUCCUUGGUCGCCUCUUCCUCAUCAAGGCAGUUAGAGCGGAUGGCAUGUCGGUGCGGAGAGGCAGAAGCUGCCGUCUCUGCCGGUCGACGACGGAGAAACGGCCGCAGCCGAGGAGGACGGCCAUGGAGGGGAGGGCGCGGCCUCUAUCCGGAUGAGGGGAGCAGCGGCCGCACCCAUCUUCUUCCUGAGCAGCGGCCGACGGCCUCGGCUUGGAGCUUCGCCCUCUUAUUCGCGCGCGGUGCAGCAGCGACCUGAGGGCGAGUUCAAGGCACAGUGGUGGUUCCAGCACACGACGCAGGGGGAUGCGGCGGUGCUUCCUUGCCUCAUCAGUCCGGCGGCAGAUGCACGCCCGACAUUGCCAUGGAGGCUCCGACCCCGACGCACCCUCCUGGUUCCUGGUUGCAUCUCCCCCUGGUUUAUCUACACUCUUCUCAGCCUGGGAAUCAUCAUGUGCUUGCUGACCUGCUCGGGCCACAUCGCCGCUGAAACUGCAAACAACCCCUGCCUGUCUUGUCACGUGAUCUUUGUAUUCUUGCUUGUGAUGCUGGAAGCUGCAAUCGGCGCCGAUGUAUUUCUUAAUAGCUACUGGGAGGAGGUAAGGAGCACUUCAGCUGCUAUAUACUUGCUAUUUCUGUGUGUAUUUUAGAACCAAAAUAAGGUCUCUUUUGUCGCCAAUUUUUUUGCUGGAAUGGAAGUCGUCUUAAGAACAAAAUGAAAUUAUGACUGGUCGAACCUGAGAAAGUUUACUUCUAAAAUAUAUCCAUAUGUCUUCUUAAGAACAAAAUGAAAUUAUGUCUGCCCGAACCUGAGAAAGUUUCCUUCUAAAAAUAUGCCCAUAUGUAGUUUGCAUAGUAUGGCCUUUUCUUUUCACGUAGUAUGAGAAAUACAUGCAGUGCUCUACUUAAGAUAUUCUCUUCAAAAUGACAUCUCUAAAUUACUUGAUCGCAGAUCAUUAUUGAGACAUGUUUGUUGCGUAUUUUUCCUUUUUAUUUUUCACCCUUGCAUCGAGUGGUUUAUUUAUCAGGUCUGUUUUAUGUUAUUUUCUCUGUUCCAAUAUAAAUAUUCAUUUUAAAGGUUUGCUUCCUGGUGUUCUAAUUUGGGAUUUCUUGCCCUACUUUUGGCAGUACCUCCAUCAAAAUUAGAAAGACGUUUAAGUAAUGUUGUGUUUUUUGGGCCAUGCUUGUGGAUAUACUCACUCCGUUCCUAAAUAUAAGCCUUUUAGAGAUUCCAUGCAAUUUAUAAAUUAUAAUUUCAGUGAUGUCUCAUCCUUCUCAUUUGUUGUCCAGUUUUUUCUUAGAGUAAUGGUCUUAUGAUUCUGUUUGUAUCUAAUGCCAUUUUCUAUGUUUUUCUUACUUAUUUUCAGGACAAAUCCCACCAGACUUAGCUCUAAAUGAAGUUAUCAUAAGAGUAAGUAAGCAGCACUUGUUGUUCUGUUUUCUGAUUCUAUUGGGAAAGCUCAAUAUUUGCAGUGUAAGAUCAAACUUUUGCUUGCAGAAUAUUGAAUGUGCGCUAAAAAGUAUGCAGAUUUACUCAUGAGGGCAGAAUCCUGUGAAUUUCUUUUGAAUCGAUUGCUCAAUUAGGAAUAAUACAUGAUAGACAUUUUAUUUUAUAACACCCGUGAUGAGGACAUGUGGUGCGUAAAUUCUAUUCAUAAGUUUUGAGGUCAUAAAUUAUAAUCUCGCUGUCCAAUUAAACACAGUGUUAUAUGAAUCUCCAUCAGCAGAUCCUUGCAGCGCAACAUGCAGGGUGAGCCAGAUGGCAUGGCGUUCAAACAAAGCCAUAUUUUUAUUUAGUCUGCUAUAUAAUGUACUGCUAUCACUAUAUGGCAUAGAAGAACCAUCUAAAUCUGUUAUCCUGGACUGCCAGUGGCUUGCUUUUGGUGUAUCAGUGUAUUUUUGAACUGGAUGAAGAAAACCUAUCACCAUAUGUAAUCGAUUUGGUACUACGGUACCAUUUUCUAUGGGAUGCAUGUAUUCUGCUUGCUCCUACCUCUUUCAUUACGAAAUA